UCGAUUCUUUUCCAGGGUAUAAAUCGAGUUGAAAAUCCUCACAGAGAUUCAAUCCGUAGCAGUUCGUCUCUCCGGCAUCAUGAAGAUUUUCAUCUGCAUCAUCGCUAUCGCCCUGACGAGAUCAGCCGUGUCGCAGCAGCAGGCGCCGUCUGGCUCGUUCGACCGCCUGCCGCAGAAUCAGGCGAUCAGUCAGCUGUCGUCUGCGCAGAUGCAGCGCUUCUUCAACAACGCAGACUCAGUGCGGGUGCUCACAGGCUGCUUCGCCAACCUUGCCGCCUGUCCUAACCCCACGGCAAGCAGCAUCGCUGGACAAAUCCUGAGCCUGGGAGCCGGCGGGAGCUGCGCCCCCUGCAGCGCGGCGGAACAGAGCAACAUGAACGCGCUGGUGAAGUUGUUCGUGGAGAGCUACCGCACCAAGUACCCCGCGCAGUUCGAGCAGGUCAAGCCAUACAUCGCCCACGUCUUGCAGAACUAAACUAACCUGCUGGUCGCAUCACUAAAAUUGUGGAACAUGAUUUUAACCUAUUUGAUUACAAAAAGGUCCGCUUAUAAAUUUUAGCGAAGCAAAAUUUGUCCUACAAAUUGAGGCACGUCAGCUGAACUUCAAGUGAUAGUUGAUCAUUGAAAUUUUAAUAUUAUUAGGCUUCUGGUGAAUUUCGUCAGGAAAAAAAUGUUUGGCAUAAGGGAAAUAGUAAAUCAUGGAGACUGUCACGAUAUAUUUCUUUAUCCAAUCUGAAUAAGAGAGUAUUUUUUCGAUUAUCGUAAAUAUUGAGAAUUUUGAGCGAUCAUUCGGUGUCAAUCCAAUCAUGAUUGCAUAAUACGGCCUACGUUCUCAUUCCAUAAACCCACAGGGUUGAAAUGGAAAGGAAUUUUUGAUACAUCGGAUUUCAUUCAUUGGUUUCAGUCUUUAAUAUUAACAGAAGUUGAGAAAAAUUGUUACAAAAUUUAUUAGUCAUCUUGCAUGUCACACGUAAUAAAGAAGAUUUUCCA
Molecule: messenger RNA, 990 nt
Organism: Hyalella azteca
Lineage: Eukaryota; Metazoa; Arthropoda; Malacostraca; Amphipoda; Hyalellidae
Exons: 4
Coding region: 80-475 (131 amino acids)
Source: RefSeq, a predicted model, not a curated record